AUGGAAGUUCUCUCAAGGGAGCAUGAUAAUGGAAAUGAAUUUGGAGAAAAUAUACCUUAUCGCAAAGGAAAAGCGAUUCAACUUGUUAAAUAUGAGAAAGGUAUAAAUGAUGAGAUUGGAACGAUAACGUUAAUUAAAGAAGGUCUUAAGAUCAUUCAAGAUAUUGAAGAACCCGUUGCAAUAAUUUCAAUCGUUGGGUCAUAUCGUAGAGGAAAAUCGUACUUUGCAAAUGUUUUACAUGGAAGGCAUGACGGUUUCGAACUCGGUUCAAAAGUAGAUAGUUGUACCAAAGGAAUUUUCAUGUGGGAUACGCCAUUUCUUUACAAAGAUCACAGAGUCAUCGUAUUGGAUUGUGAAGGAAUUGAUGACCCGAAACAGGAUGAAAUUUGGGCCAAGAAAUUAUUUAUAUUAUGCCUCGCGAUCUCUUCUACUUUUAUUUAUAAUAUUAAUGGUAUCGUUGGUAGGGAUGAUAUUGGAAAGUUAUUCAUGAUGACUGAUUUAAGUAAAUUUUUGGCAAAAGGUGAAGAGAAUGAAAAGGAUUACUUACCAAGACUUGUCGUGUUAUUGAGGGAUUUUGGAUUGGAAUGUCCUGAUGAUUUUAAGGAAUAUUUUCUGGAUAAGUUGACACAAGUUGAUCCUGAUGCCGCUGAUGGGAUCUUAAAUCAUUUUGAGGAUUUUGAUGUUUACGCUUUGCCUCAUCCAGGGUGUAAAAAAAAGGCUCUUCAUAAUUUAGAACAAAUUAAAACGUCCCAACUUGAUCCAGAUUUUGUUGCUCAAACUUCAGAAACGAUCUCCUAUAUCUACGAUACGAUUUCCACCAAACAAAUCAAUUCCAAGCCAUUGUCCGGCAUUUUAUUUUCCAAAUUCUUGAAAGAUUGCAUUCAACACAUGAACGCGACCACUUUAAACGCGUUAUCGUUACCUACACAUUACACUUCUCUCAUCAAAUUUAUGUCAAAUUUAGCCAAAGAUAUGGGAGUCUCUUAUUAUUAUGACAAGAUGACGAAAUUUUCAGAUCGUUUUCCCAAAGAUUGGGAUUCCUUUGAUUACGAACACACCAUAAUAUUAUCCGAUGCUGAUUUUAGGUUUACCGAGAAGUUAAUUGGAAAUUAUCACCAAACUACGGAUGCCAGGGAAGAGUUUAAUAGCUUGAUUGAGAAGGAAAAACAAAAAUUCGUUAAAAUGAAUUCUGAUAACAUAAAGAAUUAUAAUUUGAAUUUGGCAAAUAGUUUAUGGCGAGUUCAUAUUAAACCCGGAUUAACUGCUGAUUAUCUGUUUGAGGAUUAUAAUCAAUUCGAUGUUUCAUUAGAUAAUUUUAUGCAAGAAUAUACCAAUAAGUCACUUCAAAGUCCAGAAGCGAUGGAAAUAUAUACGCAAUUUAAACAUCAAGAAACGGAAAUCGCACUAGAUACAUUAAAAAAGAUGUUUGAAAUGAGAGAUGUUAUUAAGUCUACAAAAGACGCUCACGAAGAAUUAAUUAACCAAAUUAAUCAAUAUAAAGAAAGACUAGAUCAAUUGUUAGAUGAAAAUAUUCAAGAUGAAUCUGAUCAUAAUAAAAGAAUUGAAGAAUUUGUCUCGACGAUUGAAAAUCUUGAAGUUCGAUUAUCUCAGAUCAAUACCUCCGACAACUAG
This is a messenger RNA of Funneliformis caledonium, 1632 nucleotides long. The record is from the annotation of a GenBank genome assembly. Lineage: Eukaryota; Fungi; Glomeromycota; Glomeromycetes; Glomerales; Glomeraceae.